AUCGAGCACACUCUUGAAAAAAAUGAUUGAUUCGUGCGAAUUGGAUCACAAAGUGCUUUUGAAACAGAGAAGAUAACGUGGCUCUUAUCUCCGCUGUGCAUGGCCGGGUGUGGUUGAAUAAAAGUCGCUGGAGAGUGCAUUGGUGCUUUUGAAAGAUGUCGAACCUGUCGGCAACAGAGUUAUCUCGCCUUCAUCGGCAGCGCCGAUUAGAAUUGGGUAGCCAUAGGCCUACUCUGUUGAAGCGCAGAGUGAAGAAAACAACUAACACCAGUCCUGAUGCCACCAGUGUCACCGAAGAAGGCGUCAAGAGCCCCAGCAACGCAGAGGCGGUCUACUCCUUCGACGAUGAAUUGACAGCUGUAGAAUCUGUCGGCAAUGCUUCCAUUUUCAGCGCACCUGCUCGGCAAACGACGAUGUCUCCUUCUUUUUCGUCUCCCUCUGACGCUAAGCAGUGCAUUGAUUCGCCCCAGACACACGCGACAACUUCACCAGCAGCCGCCCCGGUCGUCACUCCUCCUCCUGAUUCCCCGACACGUCGUGUGGCCAAAGGCUUGCGAUCUGCAUCAGGCUCUCGCCAUGGUGGCUCCCCGACUACCCCUUUGGGCCCUUAUUUGGCCAAGCAGAACAACAGAUCAGGAACUCCCCAGCGUACUAAUGCUGUGACCCGUUCCAACAGUAGUCGAUCUUUGCCAAAAACUUUUGUCAUUACAGGAGAGCCAAAUGAAGCGUCUGACUCGGACAUGCCUCUGGAUGAGCUCAUGGCCAGCGGCCGAGGCAGCAAGAGCAGCAAAAGCCCUCUGCCCCCGCAAUUAACUUCUGCUUUGGAAGCAUCGCUGGUCCCGAUAAGCCCCUCUCCAGAUACCCCGACGAUGCCUCCCAGUCCGAGAGCUAUCCCAAGUCCUCAAAAUGUUGGUUCCCUAGCCAGAAUAGUUCAGGCACUACAAGAGCGCAAAGGAAAGCCAACCCAAAUGAAUUCCGAGGAACAAAGCCUCUGGAGUGCGAUCCAGUCUCUCAUAAAGACAAACUCAAGUACUUCCUACUGGGAGCAAAAAUUAGAACAACGAGAGGCGGAGUGGGCAUCACAACAGCAAGAACAUGACAAAGCAUUGUUGGCAAUACAACGGGUGCUGGCUGAUGUUACCACUGAGCGAGAGAAAACGGAAACCCAAUUGAAGGAGGAACUCGAACGCACGCAAGAACAACGAGAUGAAACCAUUUUAAAGCUAACUCAGAAACUGAGAGACAUGCAAAGAGAAAUGAACAUACAAAAGGCAGCAGCAGCAGCUGAUGCAUCAAGCGGCGAGAGAGAGACUGGUCAAUUUGAGAACCUCAAACAACAGCUGGAAGCAUUGCAAUCAAAGAAUGACUCCCUACAGGAAAAGCUAUUAGUAUUAGCAAAAGAAGGAGAAGUGCCUCCUGCCGACAAGGAGUUGCAGAAAGACAACGAAGAAAAAGAACAGCGAAUUGAAGAACUCGAACAAGAGUUGCAAUCACUACGAACACAAGGUCCGACCGAAACCAAUGACGAGGCAACUGAUGCCAACGAUAAUAGUAUUCAAGAGCAAUUGCAAGAGAAGACUGCGUCUUUGGAGAAUGCCAAGAUGAUCAUUGCUUCCUUGGAGAAUGCCAAUGGAUCGCUGGCUCGAGAGCUGAGAGCUAAACUCAAAGAAAAGGAAGAAGAGUUGGCCAGGCUCACCAAUACUUCCACCGACCGCGAACGGACUCUCGAUGGCCUCGUCUCAGAGUUGCGAGCAUUGAAGCGGCAAAAGCACAACCCCCGAUUGGCAAAGAAGCAACUUGCUAAUCAGCGGGAACUGUGUCUCAUGCUGGAGAAGAACGUCAGCGCCCUGCGACAAGCAGCAGUCCAGCACGAAGCUAGGAAUGAUAAAGCAUCCGUUGACCAGAUCUCUCAUAUUGUCAGCGAAACCUUCACAUCAUUGAAGCAAAACUUGGAGUCAUGGGCUUCCUACCUGAAGAAUGCAGAAACCGCCGAGCACGCUGAUGAGGGUGCCACCACCAGCAGCGGCGAACAGAACCUGGAACGUGCCUUGGCGAAGAAAGACGAUGAAACAAAGGUUCUCCGCAAAGAACUUGACAGGGUCAAAGCUGAGAGCAAGCUUGAGAACACCAAACUGCAUGAGGAGAUCAACAUCUUGAAGGAGCGCUUGGCAAACAAUAUGGAAAUACUGGCCAAGAAAGGACGAGAGUUAUCUGUUCUCAGGGACUCGUUACCUGUCGAAGACAACAGCGUUGGAUACAUUUCGGAUGAUGGCACAGAUGGUUAUGAUACUGAAGGAGAUCAACUUCCAGGUAGUGCCUCCAGCACGGAUCCAAGCAGAGAUGUCCCAACUACUGAUGCAUCGGCUGCUGAGAUCCAAGCUCUCAGGAAUGAAAUCAUGAAGUAUCAAAAGGACAGAGAUUCCAAAGCUACUGAGCUUCGGGCUGAGAAGGAGUCCUUGGCAAAUGCAAAGAUGAUCAUUUCCUCUUUGGAGAAGGCCAACAAGAGCAUGCUGGAAGACCUUAGAUCUCGUCUGCAAGACUCGAAUACUGCCAUUGCCUCGCUUCUCGACAAGAGCAUGGAGCACGAGAAGACAAUCUCUGCGCUCCGUCAAGACCUCAAGAAAGAACGGCAGGAACGUGAAAUGGAUGAGCGGAAGCUGCAAACGCAUAUUGCAAAGCUUCGCGAUGAAAAUCUAGUUUUCAGUGUCAGGCUUGCUGCCAAGGACCGAGAAUUGGAGGAGUUGCAGUCUCAACUCGGCGAAGAGGUACCAAUAAGCAAAUCAAGGCUGUCGUCUGUUGAAGAAAAGAAGGAUGACCCGGCCUCCGAUGAGGAAAAUUGACUCGGAAUCAAUUUAUUUUCGUUUGAUUGUGGUAGUAUAGAAGUGUGACUUGUAACAUUUAAAGUUGCAUCAACCUGCAUUUGCACUCCACACCGAAGUAUAAGAGCAAGUUUUUGAAGUAUCAUCUACGAAACAGGCAAGCAUGAUGCUGCAAUUUAUUAAACCGUAGACCGCUCCGGACGCAUACAGAACUCAAAGUUUGGCUACACCAGCCAGAGAUUGUGGACAAGAGGAGCUGGCUAGCUAGAGCUUAUCUAGCUGGAAUCGUUUGUCGUCAACGUUGUCGCACUGAAGCACAUGUACGGGGCUUUUCCAUAAAAAACAAUAUACUAUCUAGUGUUCACAUGACGUCUAACGAGAGCUGUCGAAUACUACUGUAAAUGGGGAAAAGCCAGAAAAGCAGACAAUCCAAGUCCCCUAACCCAAACUGCAAUCCUGCUGCCUUUCGUCUCCGUCGUCAGUUUGAAGUCUUCCCUUUCCUUCCGUGUACUGUAGCUAGUGAACGUACGGUACUCAGGCACUCCCCUUUUCGCACUUGUUAGAUAGAUGCAGCAUUCGGGCGGCACUGGCCUCUUUGAGGAAGGGAUGCUGCAAGCAGUCGCCCACCGUGGCGCGCUUUGUCGGGUCCGGGUUGAGCACCGUUCUCAAAAGAGACAUGAGCGAGUCGCACACCCCACCAAGACUAUCCAGGGGAACAUCCGAAUUUGCAAUUUUUUCAAUCAAAUCAAUC
Molecule: messenger RNA, 3570 nt
Organism: Seminavis robusta
Lineage: Eukaryota; Bacillariophyta; Bacillariophyceae; Naviculales; Naviculaceae
Source: the annotation of a GenBank genome assembly